Linum trigynum is the source of this 5366-nucleotide messenger RNA. The record is from the annotation of a GenBank genome assembly. NCBI's taxonomy places the organism in Eukaryota, Viridiplantae, Streptophyta, Magnoliopsida, Malpighiales, Linaceae.
CACAAAUACAGACACGAAGAAAGGAUGGGGGGUCGUUCUAUCAAACACCAUUAAGCUCACAAGCACAAAGCUCCUAAUCAUGAGAACGACCCCCAAAGUCACAAGGCUCAAAAGGGUUGACUAGGGGAUAAAAUAUUUUGGGACAAUCAAUAUUUGGGCAUGAACUAAUCAUAUGCCUCCAUCAUACACACUAGUGAAAACUGAGAUGUUACUCGCCAUGGUAAGAGGGAUCUAAGCACUCAAGAAGAAAACGAUCGGCUCAAAACUCACAUGGCUACCUAGUCACCCAAUCAUACAUUCCACUUUCACAAAACACAAUAGAUGGCAAUUGUAAUCAACAAGUAAUCGAGUCAAGACAUCCAUUCAUUUUUGCACACACGAGAACUAAAAUUUUGCACUAUCCUAAUGCACCUCUCAGUCAUCAUCAUAUGACACACUCGAUCACAUGCAACAAUUCAAGGUCAAUGCAAAUAAACAGGAGAUUCUCCUACAAACUGGCCACUUUGAUCAUGGAAACUUUGCUUGGAGCCCUCAAAAUUUUAAAUUUUGGGCAUACAUCUAGGCUCCAAGCAUCAAUCAUACUCACAAAAGCAUAAGAAUAAACUACUCCCCCCACACACUUAAGUUCGUGAUUCGGGCCCAAAUGUACAAAUUUUACACCUCAUUUCUUAUUCAUUUAGCUUAGUAGAUCAUCGUUCCUCGACAUAUUUCAUGCUAGGUUGUGCUUAUUUUGAUACAUUUCAGGUCCUAGCACAUGUGGAAGGGUCGAGGUUGAAUUUUGGGAUAAUUGGAGGUCAAAAAGCGCAAAAACCGAAGAAAAGUCCGAAGUGACCGUGACAAUUGCCCCAUAACAGUGAAGUGCAGGCGUCCAGGAAGCAUCCGCAGUUCACGGUCAAACAAGGGAGUUCACGGUCUCCUAAGACCAUGAACAGGAGCUACAAACCGUGAACAUCGAGUAGUCCAGCGAGGUUUCAGAGGUUACUGACGCCAAGAGAGUUCAUGGUCGCUAAGACCGUGAACUGGGGAUAAUGACCGUGAAUAAUAGAAGCGAAGCGGUGCAUUUUGGAGACGACACUGAAUUCACGGACGCGUUUAGGUGUUCACGGCUGUGAACUGGACAACACGUUCGUGAACUGGACACUUUCAGGCAAAUAUGAAGACAAAAGUGGGGAGAGAUAAGGAGGAACUGGUUUUUGGAGAAGGAACACUUUCUUUCUCUAGGGUUUUCAACCAGAAUCACCAAAGGGGAGUUCUAGUGAGAGAGGGAGUGAUCUUGGAGCUUAAUUGAAGGCAUUGAUCAAGCUUGAAAGUUAGGAAUCAAGCCUAGAAGAAGAAGAUCUGGAGGUUUCUUUGUAAUCUCCUCUCUCUCUCUCUCUCUCUCUCUCUCUCUCUCUCUCUCUCAAGAAACUCACUCUUUUCUCUUGGGUGUUUUAGAUCGCUAACUAAUGCAUUGUAGUUACUUGUUCAGAUUGAAUGAUUGUUUAUGGGUGUUGUUUAAUUCAAUGAUUGAGGUAUUAUUCAUGUUGAUUAUGCAUGUUUGUGCUUACUAACCUAAUCAUUGUGCAUAUGUGUGCUUAGAAAUCUAAGGAUUGUGCAUGUUUGUGCUUAGCAAUCUAAAGGUUGUGCAUGUUGGUGCUUAGCAAUCUAAUUAGCCACUUAACCUAGAUUCGAGAGGAAAACCCCCCUUCCAAGGGAGACUCAAUUAGUUGGUAUUCCUAGGGAUUUUUAAGUCUCCUAACUAGGUUAAUUUAGGGCAAACCUCAAUAUUGGAUUAAGAAAUUUGGUUAAGCGCGAUUAAACUGUCCAACCAUCAGGUUGAAGUAGGGAGUAAGUCAACCAUCGAUUGCCUAAACCGAGAGGUCCGAGUGACAGCCUAAUCUGUAUUCCUCGGUUUAGCAAUCAUGAGUGUGGUCUACGACCAUAUUUGCAUCCCCUAGCGGUUCGCGAUCACCUUGCCCAUAGCAAUCAUUUCGGUUCACAUACCAUGGUAGUAGUUAUGGGGAAGCAACUCCUGGGUGAAGCUCCCUUAGUUAGAAUUUUCCUUUAUUGCUUGUUUAGUUUGUAGUUUUCUUAGUUUGAAAACCCAAAACCGUUUUGCUAGAUAACAACUUAAGCGAUUGAAGUAGGGGUACAUGGACCGACCCGGGUUGACUAUUUAAAUGCUUGCCCUAUACUGCACCCGACUAGAGUUUAAAAACUAGGUCUCUAGUUAGGAUUAAUUUGUGGUAUAGUUUCGUGCGAGUCAAGUUUUUGGCGCCGUUGCCGGGGAACCGUGGUCCAUUAUUUUCAAAAGGUCGCUUAGUGUUACUCUAGCAUUUUCUAUCUUGCCUUUUUGUUUCUGUUUUAUGUUUCGUGUUGUGUUUUGUUUACCCACUCUUCGUCUUGAAGGGUGGUUUGUGUUUGUUUGAUUUUGCUUUUGUGUUUUUGUUUGUGUAGGUUAUGAAUCAUGGAUCCCAAUGGCUUCUACAGUAGGUGGGGGUACCCUGGAGCUUCAUGGAGUGAACAAGAAGGGGGGAAGCCAAGGAUCCGGGUUCUAUUACCAACCCCUCUUCCAAGAAGAACAACCAUACCAUUCCGGGGUAUGAAGAGGCUUCCCCAUAUUAAGAAGAUUUCCCUCCACAACCCGAGGAUAAAUCCAAGUUGGAGUUGUCCAUGGAAGCCUUCAUGGGACAAUCUUCAAGAACACGUGCCACUCCACAACUGGAGCCAAAGAGAAACUGGGAGCUCAUGGUGGAGAAAUUUUCCCGGGUACCGACGAGGGAUGCUCCAAUUUGGACCUUCCCAUCACCGGCCCUAUUGACUUAACCUUUCUUCGGGAAUAGGAGGAACUCCUUCGACGCGCUAAGAGGCAAGAAGAUCUUGUUGAGCAAGCAUGUGCACAACUUGCUCACAAUCGCCUCCCGCCUUUUGAAGAAGAGAAAGAGGAGGUCGAAGAGGCAAGCCUUGAGACCUUUGGAAGAAUGAGCUCCGACAUGGAUUUCCAACCCCUCUCUCCUCCGAGUUUGACACUAGAAGAGAAAGUGGCACGAGCUUGUGAGACCUAUCUCCUCUCAUUAUAGGAGGAGAAAGAGGAGGUUGAAGGGGCGCUCAAUGACACCCAUGUGGAGCUAGAGGAACUCACCCCGGAGAGCUCUUAUGGUGAGGAUGAACAAGAAGGUUCCAUUGACGAAUCCCAUCAUCUUCCCCUUUCCAAAAGAAACUUUGAAGACCAAGACACGAGUGCGGAGGAGCAAGAGAAUCCCUUAAACCCUUCUUGAAGACAUGAAUGGGAAGGAGGAAGAAGUGGUUGAAGAGGAGAAAGUGAGCAUUGAAGAGGAGGAAGAUCUUGGGUGUUCCCAUUGGGAGGAAUCAAAUUUUGAAGAAGGAAGGGAGGUUGAAGAUAAAGAAGAAGGUGCAAGUGAGGUCCAAGAUGAAGACAAGGUCAUGGUGGAUGAAGCUUCAACAAGUUACAAAUGCGACCAAAGCUUUCCACCCAACCUUGAUGCACUUUUUGAGAAGGACCCAUUUGCGGCUCUUUGCCUUCCCAAGGCCAAACCAUCGACGAUCCUUCUUGGUGGAUACGAUGGUGGUAAAUCGAUGAUGCACUACAUGGUAUGGGGCAAAGAGAAGAAGUAAGAAGGAAAGAAGAAGAGGUCUCGUGGGUGGAGCCUCAACGCCACUCAAGUUCACGAGCCCUCAAUCAUGGACUCGUCCAAUGCUCGUGACUUGAGACAUCACCUCACCGACGAGAUCCUCAACUUUAAGGAGGUUCUUGGGUGGACCAAAACUUGAGGAGAAUCCGUCCGGCUCAUGACGUUAAAGAAGCGCUUGGUGGGAGGCAACCCAACCAUUCCAUCGGUUUGUUUUCUUUUCGCUUCAAUAAGACGACCAUUUGAAGAGAUUUUGGUGGUGUUUUGGAUGUGGCCACCCUCUUGCGGAUCUCAACCACCUUCGCUGCCGAGCACAAACAUUAACAACUUGACCGGUAACAUCGUUCUAUCCCCUUCUUUUAUGCCAUUGAGGGCAAUGUCGAGCUUAAGUGUGUGUGUGUAGGUGGGGUGGGGUAGUCCACUACGCAUGUGUGUGUGAAUGUUUGGUGUAAUUUGGAAUGCUUGGAGCCUAGUUGUAUGCCCAAAUUUUUAAAAUUUGAGGGCUCCAAGCAUAACAACUUCCACAUUUAAUUGAUCAUAGUGGCACCUUGUGGUGAUUUGUUUUGAAUCUCGUGGUUAUUAGCAUUGUCUAUGGAUGAUUUGCUUGUGAUUAUGGGCAACCUAUGAUAACGACUGAGACUUGUAUUAGGUUUAUGCAUAGGUUCAUUUCUCAUAUGUUUGUGAACCGAUAGAUGUUUUAAUCGAUUACUUGCUUUUCACUAUUACCUUUGCAUCGAGUUUCGGGAGUGAGAACGAAUGAUUGAGCGCCUAGGUAGCCAUGCGAGAUUUGUGCCGUUCGAUUCGUUCUUUUGUGGUAGAUCCCCCUUUACAUGAUGCGUAGCAUUCACGUUGUUGCUAGCGAGGAAGAUGGAGGGAUAGGUUUAGUCCACGAUCCAAAUGUUGACCGACCUGAUCAUAUCAUCCCUUAGUCAACCCCUUUGAGCCGUGUGUGUAAGGGUCGUUCUCAUGUUAGGUAGCUCAUGCUACUUGAGCUUUAUUGAUUUAGAUAGAACGGCCCUACUUUCUUCGUGUCUACACCAUUAUCGAGUCACCCUUGUGUUUGGAAGCUCCAUUCAUACCAUUUGAGCUUAAACAAGGUUCCACAUGAGUGAUUUGUGUAUGGUCUUGCUAAUAAGUGAAGUGAGUGUGGAGGUAGUAGUUUCAAAGUGAGCAUUAUUCCUUAAGUUAAAAAAUGUGGCAUGUGUAUAUAGCUCUCUAUAGACCCCAAAGAAAAGGGAAAAGAAAAGCAAAAAGAAAAAAAAAGAGAUCAAUAAGUGGGCAAAGAAGAAAAGAGAGUGCCCACCAAAAAUAUAAUAAAUGUUGAACAUGCUCUUAGAAGUGCUGCUUAGCAUGCAAGCUAUAGGAACACUUACAUGUUGUUGACCUCUACACUCUUGUGCUUAAAAUUGAAUAGCAAAUGUAGCAAGAAAGUGUGCGUGAUAUGGUUUGGUGAUUGGUUGUGGUUUGGAAUAGUGGGAAGUGCGGUUUUUGGCCGAUGUUAGUGGCCGUUGUUCGUAGGGAAGGUUCUAGACGAAACCAUAGAACCUUGUGUCUUAGGUUGAAGAUGUGGAACCUCAUGUUUUGUUUGCCACCACCCAAAAAGCUUUUCCCCCAUGUCCUAGACCCUAGCCAGUCAUUUGAACCUGCGUCUAAGAACUCCGGACAAGCUAGCAAUGACACCAUCUUGUGAACUCUUACAUUUAGAGGUUACCGUCAUGAUAAAGGGAUGUUAGGAUU